Tupaia belangeri chinensis (Chinese tree shrew) is the source of this 2172-nucleotide messenger RNA. It is a transcript of the gene DOK6, whose product is annotated as docking protein 6. NCBI's taxonomy places the organism in Eukaryota, Metazoa, Chordata, Mammalia, Scandentia, Tupaiidae. Gene Ontology annotation, biological process: cell surface receptor protein tyrosine kinase signaling pathway. Gene Ontology annotation, cellular component: cytoplasm. Bases 1 to 945 code for a protein of 314 amino acids. The record is from RefSeq and is a predicted model, not a curated record. The transcript has 8 exons.
AUGGUUGCACAGCCAAUUUUCAGACGAUGCUGGUUGGUGUUCAAGAAGGCUUCUAGCAAAGGACCUAGAAGGUUAGAAAAAUUUCCGGAUGAAAAGGCAGCUUAUUUCAGAAACUUUCAUAAGGUAACUGAACUGCACAACAUCAAAAAUAUAACCAGACUGCCUCGAGAGACAAAGAAGCAUGCAGUGGCAAUUAUCUUUCAUGAUGAGACGUCGAAGACAUUUGCCUGUGAAUCAGAGCUGGAGGCCGAGGAGUGGUGCAAGCACCUGUGCAUGGAGUGUCUGGGGACCAGGCUCAAUGACAUCAGCCUUGGGGAGCCCGACCUUCUGGCAGCAGGAGUGCAGCGAGAGCAGAACGAACGUUUCAAUGUGUAUCUUAUGCCCACACCAAAUCUGGAUAUUUAUGGUGAAUGCACGAUGCAGAUCACUCACGAGAAUAUCUAUCUCUGGGAUAUCCACAACGCCAAGGUCAAAUUGGUGAUGUGGCCUCUCAGCUCUCUGAGGAGAUAUGGAAGGGACUCAACAUGGUUCACGUUUGAGUCAGGAAGAAUGUGUGACACAGGAGAAGGACUAUUCACUUUUCAAACAAGGGAAGGAGAAAUGAUCUAUCAGAAGGUCCAUUCUGCGACACUGGCCAUAGCAGAGCAACACGAGAGAUUAAUGCUAGAAAUGGAGCAGAAGGCCCGGCUUCAGACAAGCUUGACUGAACCAAUGACAUUAUCCAAAUCGAUAUCUCUUCCUCGCAGUGCGUACUGGCACCACAUCACUCGUCAGAACAGCGUGGGAGAAAUCUACAGUUUGCAAGGUCAUGGAUUUGGCUCAUCGAAGAUGUCCCGUGCACAGACAUUUCCCAGCUAUGCCCCGGGACAGAGUGAGGAGGCUCAGCAGCCAUUGUCACGGUCCAGUAGCUAUGGGUUCAGCUACAGCUCCAGCCUCAUUCAGUGACACACAGAGAGCCAGUCUGAUCAGAGACACAAUCGUCCUGGACCCGCCCAUGGGGUCAAUUGCACCCCUGCCUCCUGGAAGACAAUUGCAGUACAAAUUGAAAAAGGUCGGGUCUAGCCCCAGUCCCAUCGGAAGGUUAUAAACUGGAGUUCUGCUUCUUUGAUUCAGUGGCUAAGUCCUUUAUUUAUUGAAUUUCUUUGGGGGAAUCUAUGUUUUACCAAAAUAGAAUCCAAAUAGUCUGAACAGUUAUUUAGAAAAAUAUAAUUAUUUGGGUUUAACAGUGUCAGAAGCCAUGGUUCCAGGAGAAGUUGCCACACUGGGCCGUACAAUGUGGUGGACACCAACCCGCCCUCACGCUCAGUCCUCCUCUCUGAGCGUAGGGUCUAUCCUUGAACACAAUGGUGACCCACCACAACUCUGUUGCUCUGAGUAUUUUGACAGGGACAAAGUUCUACAAUGACAUCAUACCUCUCCAUAGACAUAAGCCCAGUGACAAUUAAGAGAACAUGAGAUUUAGAUCACACUAUUAUGCAGGGCCCUGUAGCUCUCCUACGUGUGUGCGUGUGUGUGCGUGUGUGUGCGUAGACAAGUAUAGAUACGGAUAUCGUUAUAUCCAUCUAUAUAUAACCAGUAUAUAUCAAAUGUGUGCAGAGAGUGACAGGAUAUGCUCACUUAAAUUGUUGAAAACUGUAAUUUGGUGCAUUGAAAUUAAGAUUGUUAUGUUAAGUAGUAUUUUUUAAGUAGUGUUGUUUAAGGAAAAAAAAAAAAGAGGCUUCUUAUUAGCAAACAUAUUUAUGUAGUCCAGUCUCCUCCCAUGACAAGUACAAAUGAACACACGAAGGGGAACACUUUGGAAGCUAAAACACCAGUUGGCUGUCCUAUGUCACAUUGUCAUGCUGUCUUUCUAGUUAGUGUCCCUGAAUUGUUGUCAAUGCUUCUCCUUUUGGCCAUUCAUUGAGGUAUGUGAGGAAGAGUUGCUGUGAUCACUGAUCACCUUCCAUUGAACCAUGAGGGUAAAAAAGAGAAAGAGAGACUCUAAAUGAAAAACAAUUUAAGAAAAAAGAAAAAAAAAAAAAAACCUCAGCCAGUUUUCAGUCUCCAUGAGAAUAAAUGGAUACAGGUUUGUAGAUAUAAUACUUAACUUUUCAUAGAUACCAUUUUCAGAGAGCCAUCAGGGCUCAUCAUUUACCCCAUAACCGAAAUUUGCUGGGCAUUAUUUUUCUCUUA